Solanum dulcamara is the source of this 2104-nucleotide messenger RNA. Its product is annotated as casein kinase 1-like protein 2. The transcript has 14 exons. Gene Ontology annotation, molecular function: ATP binding; protein serine/threonine kinase activity. Bases 373 to 1788 code for a protein of 471 amino acids. Gene Ontology annotation, biological process: peptidyl-serine phosphorylation; endocytosis; signal transduction. NCBI's taxonomy places the organism in Eukaryota, Viridiplantae, Streptophyta, Magnoliopsida, Solanales, Solanaceae. The record is from RefSeq and is a predicted model, not a curated record. Gene Ontology annotation, cellular component: nucleus; cytoplasm.
UAAGACCAAACACAUUUAACAAAGUCAUCACCAUAGUCGAGUUGGGAGAGAGAGAGAGAGAGAGAGAGAAAUGGUGGAUUGAAUUGAAAUUGGAUCAAAAGCAAAGUUGAAGCAGUAAUGUUAAAGAAGAUUCAUCAUGCUUCUUCGCCAUGAGGCAGAGGGACAACAAGACAAAAACAUAAAAUCUGCAAAUAUUACUAUUAUUAAAUCUUUUGCAUAUGGAUCAUCUUCCUCCAUACGUUGCUCGUUUCAUAGACCUAAUUAAUUAAUACCUUUUUAUCUUCUUAGAUCCCUUUUGUGGAUUCAAGAUUUCCCAAUUAUAACUGGGUAUCCUUUAAUUUUUUUCAUAAUUAAUCUUCGAGCCUCCAAUCAAUGGAGCCUCGUGUUGGUAAUAAGUUUCGUCUCGGAAGGAAAAUCGGAAGCGGUUCGUUUGGUGAGAUCUACCUCGGGACUAAUGUUCAGACCAAUGAAGAGGUUGCGAUUAAGCUGGAAAAUGUUAAGACAAAGCAUCCUCAACUACUAUAUGAAUCAAAGCUGUAUAAAAUACUACAAGGAGGAACUGGAAUCCCCAAUUUAAAAUGGUUUGGAGUUGAAGGAGAUUAUAAUGUCCUUGUGAUGGAUUUACUGGGACCCAGUCUUGAAGAUCUCUUCAAUUUCUGCAGUAGGAAGCUGUCCCUAAAGACUGUUCUUAUGCUUGCAGACCAGAUGAUAAAUCGGGUCGAAUUUGUUCAUGCCAAAUCUUUUCUUCAUCGAGAUAUAAAACCAGACAACUUCUUGAUGGGAUUAGGAAGACGUGCAAAUCAGGUCUAUAUCAUUGAUUUUGGGCUGGCUAAGAAGUUUAGGGACUCCACCACUCAUCAGCAUAUUCCAUAUAGAGAAAACAAAAAUUUGACAGGAACUGCCAGAUAUGCAAGCAUGAAUACUCACCUUGGCAUCGAACAAAGCCGAAGGGAUGAUUUGGAAUCACUGGGUUAUGUCCUAAUGUACUUCUUAAGAGGAAGUCUUCCUUGGCAGGGGCUGAAAGCAGGCACAAAGAAACAGAAGUAUGAGAGGAUCAGUGAGAAAAAAGUUUCAACAUCAAUAGAGACAUUGUGUCGUGGCUAUCCUACAGAGUUUGCAUCAUAUUUUCACUACUGUCGAUCACUGCGGUUUGAGGAUAAACCAGAUUAUGCUUAUCUCAAGAGAAUUUUCCGUGACCUUUUCAUUCGUGAAGGUUUUCAGUUUGAUUAUGUAUUUGACUGGACCAUUUUGAAAUAUCAGCAGUCACAGCUUGCCAAUCCUCCAUCUCGUGCUCUUGGUGGUACUGCUGGACCAAGUUCAGGGAUGCCUCAUGCUCUUGCUAAUGCUGAGAGGCAAUCAGGUGGUGAAGAAGGUCGGCGUACUGGUUGGUCUUCAGGAAAUCUUGCUCUUAAUAGGAACUCGGGGCUGCAAUUCAACUCUGGAAGCUUAGCUAAGCAAAAAGGGACAGUUGCCAAUGAUUUAUCCAUGGGUAAAGAGUUAUCUAGUUCAAGUUUUUUCCGGACUAGUGGAUCAACAAGGCGUCCAGCUGUCUCUAGCAGUCGUGAUCCAGUUAUCACCAGUGUUGAACCCGAUCCCUCUCACAUCAGUAAAACAGAUGCAAAUCCAGGACAUCUCCGUAAAACUUCCAGUGUUGCUCAGAGAAGUUCACCAAUCGUGUCAUCAGAUCAGAAGCGCAGCUCCUCCACUAGAAUGGAAAAGAACUUUGAGGCCGCCCUUAAAGGAAUAGAGGGCUUAAGUGUCAAAAAUGAUGAGAGGCUGCAUUACUAGCUUUGCUGCUUUAUCUCUGUUCUCUGGUUACUGUAAAAUCUUGGCAAAAGAAUUGCACCAACUUUGGGGAUUUCGCUACGAGUUGCCAUCAGGAAAGGCUAAAAUAGAAAUUAAUGUGAGAUCCCUCUGGUAAUCUUGGCUUAUGCUUCUUCUGUACAUUUGAAACUUUCUUUGUUUUUCUCAUCUCACUCUCUCUAUCCCCUUUAUAAGAGUUCUUAGUAUUUUUAAUGGUGUUAUGUUGUGCAUUAUGAAUGUAUUUUUGUAUGGUUGGAGACUAAAUAUUCACUUGAGACUUAUUGUAUUGGAAUUACACCCA